ACUCCAAGAGUGUAUGCCAAGAAGCUUAAAUCGAACGAACGAACGAACAAUAGUGGCGUAUUCCAAGUUUUUUGAGAAUAGGAAAUUAGAAUGAAAGCAGUUUUUAAAUUGUCCCCAAUAAUAAUACUUAACACAUUGUGGACAAUGACCGGUUAUGCGGCGCCGCUGCUCGAUACAAAGGAUAUUUGGAGUCAAAAUAUCUUUGCACCUGUAAUCAAAACAGCAUGCUCUUCUGACGGACAAUGCUGGGGAUGGUUACCGCUAUUGGAAACGCAUGAUGGCAAUGUCAUACUAAAAGAAGAUAACGAUAUCUCAAGAUUGCAAUCUCGGCGCCAAGUAGCAACCCCGGUAUCUGAAUUUAUGUUGAGAUCAUGGAAAGAUAAUACGUUAGAUAAUACGCAAGAACCGGGACGGGAGAUUCGAGCAUCUUUGUCAACAAACAAGCAGAUGCCUAUUAAAAUCACAAAAAAAGAUGUAUUCGUAUCUCGUAAUUGGGGUGCCGGCGGCAUGCCUUUCUCUGUUUUAUAUAUGAGUCCACGAUCAAAUCAUGCUGUUACAACAUCGACGACUCAACGACAAGAAUCGAGUGUAACAACCGAGAGUUUGACAUCUUUCGCAGAACAUCCGAAUUCGCGUAUUGGUUCACGAAAUGGUCAAUCUACCAUACAACCAAGAAAACAGUAUUGGACCAUACCACAGCUGUUUAUAUCAUACGGCUGGGGAAAAUAAAAACAAGUAACGCUGAUGUGUGAUAUAAUG
This is a messenger RNA of Cyphomyrmex costatus, 759 nucleotides long. RefSeq lists its product as uncharacterized. Lineage: Eukaryota; Metazoa; Arthropoda; Insecta; Hymenoptera; Formicidae. Bases 91 to 729 code for a protein of 212 amino acids. The record is from RefSeq and is a predicted model, not a curated record. The transcript is spliced from 4 exons.